Malurus melanocephalus (red-backed fairy wren) is the source of this 2304-nucleotide messenger RNA. It is a transcript of the gene DRD5, whose product is annotated as dopamine receptor D5. Gene Ontology annotation, biological process: adenylate cyclase-activating adrenergic receptor signaling pathway. Gene Ontology annotation, cellular component: plasma membrane. Bases 1 to 1458 code for a protein of 485 amino acids. NCBI's taxonomy places the organism in Eukaryota, Metazoa, Chordata, Aves, Passeriformes, Maluridae. Gene Ontology annotation, molecular function: dopamine neurotransmitter receptor activity; G protein-coupled receptor activity. The record is from RefSeq and is a predicted model, not a curated record. The transcript has a single exon.
AUGCUGCGGGGCGGCCGGAGCCCACUGCCGCCGGCGGCGGGGACCCCCGGCGAGGUGCGGGGACCGGCGGGUGCCCCCGGCGCGGCGCAGGUGGCGGCGGGCAGCCUGCUGGCGCUGCUCAUCCUCUGGACGCUCUUUGGGAACGUGCUGGUGUGCGCGGCCAUCGUCCGCUACCGGCACCUGCGGAGCAAGGUCACCAACAUCUUCAUCGUGUCCCUGGCCGUCUCGGACCUGCUGGUGGCCCUGCUGGUCAUGCCCUGGAAGGCGGUGGCAGAGGUAGCCGGGUACUGGCCCUUUGGGGCUUUCUGCAACGUCUGGGUGGCCUUUGAUAUCAUGUGCUCCACGGCCUCCAUCCUCAACCUGUGCGUGAUCAGUGUGGACAGGUACUGGGCUAUCUCCAGCCCUUUCCGCUACGAGAGGAAGAUGACCCAGCGGCUGGCUCUGGUGAUGAUCAGCGUGGCAUGGGCUCUGUCUGUGCUCAUCUCCUUCAUCCCUGUCCAGCUCAACUGGCACAAAGGUGGGGAUGUUGUUGCUGCUGAUGAUAUUGGAGAUGGAUUUGACACUGCCUGGGCAGCAGCAGGUGCUGUCACCACCUGGGCGGAAGAUAUGAGUACCACAUGGGUGGCAUUAGCAGCAGUGGGACCCUCUGAUGGGACCUCUGGCAGCAAUGAUACCCUCACCGGACCAUCGGAGAGUUGUGACUCCAGCCUCAACAGGACUUAUGCCAUUUCCUCCUCCCUGAUCAGUUUUUAUAUCCCGGUGGCUAUCAUGAUAGUUACCUACACUCGAAUCUACCGCAUUGCCCAGGUGCAGAUUCGUCGUAUCUCUUCCUUGGAGAGGGCAGCCGAGCAUGCACAGAGCUGCCGCAGCAGCCACAUGGACUGCCACCAUCACACAAGCCUCAAGUCCUCCAUCAGGAARGAAACCAAGGUGUUGAAGACGCUCUCUGUCAUCAUGGGUGUCUUUGUCUGCUGCUGGUUGCCUUUUUUCAUCCUGAACUGCAUGGUUCCCUUCUGCGAGAGCCCACCCAGCGACCCCCAYGCUGGCCUCCCCUGCGUCAGUGAGACCACCUUUAAUAUUUUUGUCUGGUUUGGUUGGGCCAACUCUUCUCUUAACCCCAUCAUCUAUGCCUUCAAUGCUGACUUUAGAAAGGUUUUCUCCAACCUCCUGGGAUGUGGUCACUUUUGCUCUGGUACUCCAGUGGAGACUGUUAACAUAAGCAAUGAGCUUAUCUCUUACAACCAGGACACCCUUUACCAUAAGGAGAUAGUGACUGCUUAUGUUAACAUGAUCCCAAAUGUGGUUGACUGUGAGGAAAAUCGCGAGGACCCUUUUGAUAGGAUGUCCCAGAUCUCCCCUGACCAUGAGGUUGCCACUGACUCUGCCUGUGAACUGGACUGUGAGGGGGAGAUUUCGCUAGGCAAGAUAACACCUUUCACUCCAAAUGGCUUACAUUGAAUUGCAUCCUGGUCUGGUCAGAUCUUCUUGGAUUAUAAAAGAAAAUAUUAGCACUGAGUGGAGAAACCUGCUUGAUGAUGUGCUGUAGUUUGGYCAGUCACUUCAUGCUAAAUUCACUUCUGUGGGCAGUACUUUGCAGAAUGGAGACACUGUCAAAMAGAGGGCACAACUUAAAUCAGCACUUCCCCAGGCUGAGGGAGGACCAGGCAGUCGUGUUGAUUAGCUGUGGUGAGGUAUUGUGGUAUAAUUGCAGUCAGUUCAUGUUAAUAACGUGUUUGCGAAUGAAAGGUGCCAUUGUCACUGCUAAGUAUUAUGACUUCUAAAAUCAGGGACAGAUGUGGCUGGCAUAGACAUUAAAUAAAAAUUCUGGGCUGUUUGUUUGUCUGUUAUGUUUUUUUUUUCUCUGUUUUUUUCUUUUUUUUUGUUUGGUUUUUUUUGUGGUUUGUUUAUUUUAUUUUGAUUUUUAUUUUUUUAAGAUCAAGAUAGUGAGGUGGUGAUUUGGAUGAUUAUUUAAAUGCGUGUUCCUGCCAAAACAGUUUAUGUGAAAUCCUUGUUCUCCUAGGCGGCGUUGUUGCCUGUGAUAUCCUCUGUUCUGAAUAAAUAAAAUUAUAUUGAUCAAGGGUUUAUCAUCUUUCAUUUGUCACCCUGAAAGGUUUACAACUAGUAUUCAAACUAACAUGUCURUAUGAAUGAUUAGAAUGACUAACAGCUAAACCUUACCAUAUUAAAAGCAAAUAGUCUGUAUAGAAAAUACAGUUUUUGAAUAAAAGCAAGGCUCAUAGGAAUUCUUGACUUAGAUGAACUUGUUUAUAUGGCUCUUACAGUUAGAUUUAUAYCUGUUUUUCU